This is a messenger RNA of Emys orbicularis (European pond turtle), 1134 nucleotides long. It is a transcript of the gene LHX8, whose product is annotated as LIM homeobox 8. Gene Ontology annotation, biological process: neuron differentiation; regulation of transcription by RNA polymerase II; forebrain neuron development. The record is from RefSeq and is a predicted model, not a curated record. NCBI's taxonomy places the organism in Eukaryota, Metazoa, Chordata, Testudines, Emydidae. The transcript is spliced from 9 exons. Gene Ontology annotation, cellular component: nucleus. The coding region runs from base 1 to 1134 and encodes 377 amino acids. Gene Ontology annotation, molecular function: RNA polymerase II transcription regulatory region sequence-specific DNA binding; DNA-binding transcription factor activity, RNA polymerase II-specific.
AUGUAUUGGAAGAGCGAUCAGAUGUUUGUGUGUAAACUGGAAGACAAGGAUAUUCCUGCGCUUGGUAUUUCCACUGAGAAGUUCCCGGGGCUCAUGGGCGAGGAGUGCGGGAGAGCGGCGGCCCUGGCUGGGGGAAGGCGGCGGAAAGGCGCCGGGGAAGGGGAGCUGGUGAGCCCCGAGACAGCAGGGGACGAGGACUCCUGCUCUUCCUCUGCCCCGCUGUCCCCCUCCUCCUCGCCCCGGUCCAUGGCCUCGGCCUCCGGCUGCGCCCCCAGCAAGUGCCUGUGCAGCAGCUGCGGCCUGGAGAUCGUGGACAAGUACCUGCUCAAGGUAAAUGAUCUCUGCUGGCAUGUACGCUGUCUCUCGUGCAGUGUUUGCAGAACCUCUCUAGGAAGGCAUACCAGCUGCUACAUCAAAGAUAAAGAUAUUUUCUGCAAACUUGAUUAUUUCAGGCGGUAUGGAACCCGUUGUUCUCGUUGUGGUAGGCACAUCCAUUCUACUGACUGGGUCCGAAGGGCUAAGGGAAAUGUGUAUCACCUAGCAUGUUUUGCCUGCUUCUCCUGCAAAAGACAGCUUUCCACUGGAGAGGAAUUUGCUUUGGUUGAAGAGAAAGUCCUUUGUAGAGUACAUUAUGAUUGUAUGUUGGACAAUCUAAAAAGAGAAGUUGAAAAUGGGAAUGGGAUUAGUGUGGAAGGAGCAUUACUAACGGAACAAGAUGUUAAUCAUCCGAAACCAGCAAAAAGAGCUCGGACCAGCUUCACAGCAGAUCAACUCCAGGUUAUGCAAGCACAGUUUGCUCAAGACAACAAUCCAGAUGCACAAACGCUCCAAAAACUGGCAGAAAGAACAGGCUUGAGCAGGCGUGUGAUACAGGUGUGGUUUCAAAACUGUAGAGCACGCCAUAAGAAACACGUUAGUCCUAAUCAUUCAUCGACUGCUCCUGUCACAGCAGUUCAGCCCUCUAGGCUGUCUCCACCAAUGUUAGAAGAAAUGGCAUACUCAGCAUAUGUACCCCAAGAUGGGACAAUGUUAACCGCUCUACAUAGUUACAUGGAUGCUCAUUCACCUACAGCACUUGGACUCCAGCCCUUGCUACCCCAUUCAAUGACACAACUGCCAAUAAGUCACACCUAA